Molecule: messenger RNA, 1029 nt
Organism: Opisthocomus hoazin
Lineage: Eukaryota; Metazoa; Chordata; Aves; Opisthocomiformes; Opisthocomidae
Source: RefSeq, a predicted model, not a curated record
AUGAGCUCUCGUGGCUUAGCUCUGGCACCUCCAGCCAAGAAUGUGGUGGUGUAUCGCAACGGGGACCCCUUCUUCCCCGGGAGGAGGUUUGUCGUGAGCCACCGGAGGUUCCUGACCUUUGAGGCGUUUCUGAACGAGGUGACCAAGAGCAUUCACGCGCCCUUGGCUGUGAGGAACCUCUACACGCCCAGGCACGGGCACCGUGUCGCUGAGCUGGCGGACCUGCGGGAUGGGUGCCAGUACGUGGCUGCGGGCUUCGAGAAGUUCAAAAGGCUCGACUAUUUAAGUGGCGGAAGGAAGGAGCUCUGUGGGACAAGGAACAGCGAGGGUCUGCAGUUCCGCACUGCAGCUCCCUGGAAGUCGAACGCCUUGGCACGACGGCAGAAGCACGCCCACCUGCCCUGCACCAUACAUGUUUUCCGGAAUGGGGAUUUGCUGAGCCCUCCUUUCCCACUGCCACUCUCCAAGAGCACCCCGCUGCAGUGGGACGCGCUCCUGGCCACGCUGACAGAGAAAGCCGACCUGCGCAGCGGAGCGGUUAACAAGCUCUGCAGGCUGGAUGGAACCCAGGUCUCUGGCGGGGAGGAGCUGGUGAAUGGCGAUUACUAUGUGGCAGUGGGAAACGAGGAGUACAAAAAACUGCCUUACUUGGAGCUGCUGGUGCCCUGGGAUUCUGCGUGCAGGAUGCAGUGGAACCACCCAAAUAGCAGGCGCAAAAAAUCCCGGAGAAGGCUGGACGGUCGCAGCGUGCAGAUUCCAGGACCCGCACAGAAAGACAAGAUCCCAGCUGCUCUUCCACAACUGCAAAGGCAAGCCAGGAAAUCUCACCUCAAAGAGGAAGAGUCCAUUUUCCAUGCUAAACCUGUCCGCGCAGGACAAAACAGGAGGAGCAACAGGAAUGCGCGGCACUGGCCUGAUCAAGAAGAAAAUGUCUGUAAAACCAAAGAUCCUAGGAAGGAGAUGCGAGGUGCCCAGGACGUAAAAGAGGACAAGCAGGUGAGGGUGGACAUAGCCAUUGAUCAGGUCUGA